CCCUUGCCGUGGAUUGGGAGAGAACUACGUUAUAAGACUGUUACCUUAGUGGAUCUGCCCUGCCUAUCUUCUACCUAGGUACCUGCACCUGCCUAGAGAUUGUUUGCAGCCUGCAAACACGCUCCCGUCCUUCACAUCACUACCCGUGCGUGCCUCCUAGUUACCUUAUAUUACAUCCACAUCAACCUGCGGAAGUAUACAACUGCUGUACCACAUUCCGCAUACCGGAGUCAUGGCACCAGAAGCCAUUGAGACGAAUGGCCCGUUGAGUCCCGGAGCCGGCGUCCUCAAACGAGCCAACACAAACGAAGACUGGACGCCUAACACAGUCCUCGACACUCUCGCCGAACAACCUCACCAGCACUCAACCUCACCCCUCCCAUUUUUCCACCUCCUCGAGCGCCUCAAGACCACCAAACGCGAAGGUUGGCGACGCUUUGCAAUCAAUCAUGGCGAAAGCAUUUCCGAUCACAUGUACCGCAUGGCCAUCAUCACGAUGCUCUGUCCCCCGGCUCUCGCGAAACGGAUAGACUUGGCCAAAUGCACGCGAAUGGCGCUGAUACAUGACAUGGCGGAGGCUUUGGUUGGUGAUAUCACGCCGGUGGAUGGAGUGAGCAAGGUGGAGAAAAGUCGACGAGAAGCAGAUACCAUGGAUUACAUGACCAAGACACUCCUGGGAAACGUGGACUCCGGUACGGCAGGAGCGAGCAUGAGGGACAUCUGGCAGGAAUACGAGGAUAGUGAGACCUUGGAGAGUCAUUUCGUGCAUGACGUGGAUAAGAUGGAGUUGUUAUUACAGAUGAUAGAGUACGAGAAGAAGUUGGAGGGACAGGUUGAUUUGGGCGAGUUCAGUCGAGUGGCCAAGAGAAUCGUAUUGCCGGAAGUGCAACAAUGGGCGAAUGAACUGCUUGUUGAGAGGACAAAAUUCUGGCAGAGUAAGGGCAAAGAGCCGACGGGCGUGAAGGAUAUUUCGGAGGAGAUGAAGGGUAAGCAGGAUGAGUAUUAUGGCAAUGGGACGUCAUGAACAGUACGCAGUGGUGGCGUGCUGGUAUGACCAGUGGAAUACAGCAGGCGUCAAGCCAUUAGGCGGACGGAACUGCAUUGUCCCAAGAUGCAGGAUGAUAGACGCCGGAUCCAUCGGCCGCACCUUCGUCCGGCGGGAAGUGGGCC
Sphaerulina musiva SO2202 is the source of this 1170-nucleotide messenger RNA. RefSeq lists its product as uncharacterized. The record is from RefSeq and is a predicted model, not a curated record. Bases 233 to 1024 code for a protein of 263 amino acids. Lineage: Eukaryota; Fungi; Ascomycota; Dothideomycetes; Mycosphaerellales; Mycosphaerellaceae. The transcript has 2 exons. Gene Ontology annotation, molecular function: 5'-deoxynucleotidase activity. Gene Ontology annotation, cellular component: cytoplasm.